AUGCAUGCCAUCUCGAAACGACUGGGCCUUGCCCUACUUAUCCCAGGCUUUGUUACUGCCACGCCCAUGGGAGAUUUACUUGCUAAACGCGAUGCCUCAACCUACAAGCUUGACACAGACUACUCCUCCAUACACUCCGACAUCUUCCCCAUCACUUAUACUUAUGCUCCAGGUUAUGGUGACUACACCGACUUCCUCGAUGCGUACUAUGAUGACGAAGGUUGGUGGGGAAAUGCCUGGUUGGAUGUCUACGACCUUACUGCCAAUGAGACGUACUUGGAAGCGGCCAUCACAAUCUACAACGAUGUAGUGGACGGAGAGGGAACACCAUGCGGAGGUAUUUGGUGGGACAAGGCUAACACGUAUGUCGCUGCAAUUUCGAAUGGGCUAUACGCCGAAUUGUCUGCUGGUCUCGCCAACCGCGUAUCUUCGGAUGAGGCCUCCACUUAUCUCGCAAGCGCCGAAGCAGAAUGGGACUGGUUCUUCAGCUCUGGCUUGAUUGACUCCGACAACAUCGUUUAUGAUGGGUUGGGGUCCGAUGGCUGCACACCUAGCACUGAUAUCUUCACAUACAACCAAGGAGUGAUUCUCGGGGCGGCAGCGGAACUGUACAAGGCAACAGGCAACGAUACAUACCUGACACAAGCAGCAGCACUUGCCGAUGCAUCUACUGCCGAUGGAUCUCCCGUGACUAGCAGCAGCGGUAUCUUGACCGAGAGCUGUGAUACAUCUCAAAGCUGCGACACAACAUCCGAGAUGUUCAAGGGCGCUUACAUCCGAGGGCUCAGGAAGCUGCAGCUUGUAGAUCCGGAGACAGACUGGCUCAAUUACAUCACAAGGAAUGCACAAAGCCUCUGGAAUAACGACCUGGAUGUCGAGUCGGUGGAUGGCAAUUCAGAGUGUGUUGUGGGCUCGGCUUGGGCUGGUCCAUUCGAUGCUUCACAGGCCAACGCGAUUACUCAAGGAUCAGCUUUGGACGCUCUAAAUUCUGCUCUUGCGGCGACUACGUGA
Talaromyces atroroseus is the source of this 1011-nucleotide messenger RNA. RefSeq lists its product as hypothetical. The transcript has 3 exons. Bases 1 to 1011 code for a protein of 336 amino acids. The record is from RefSeq and is a predicted model, not a curated record. Gene Ontology annotation, biological process: carbohydrate metabolic process. NCBI's taxonomy places the organism in Eukaryota, Fungi, Ascomycota, Eurotiomycetes, Eurotiales, Trichocomaceae.